Molecule: messenger RNA, 3046 nt
Organism: Strongylocentrotus purpuratus (purple sea urchin)
Lineage: Eukaryota; Metazoa; Echinodermata; Echinoidea; Camarodonta; Strongylocentrotidae
Gene: iqub
Product: IQ and ubiquitin-like domain-containing protein
Exons: 12
Coding region: 289-2922 (877 amino acids)
Biological process (GO): cilium assembly
Cellular component (GO): acrosomal vesicle; motile cilium
Molecular function (GO): protein binding
Source: RefSeq, a predicted model, not a curated record
CAGUGUGUGUUAUGUGUAUAUUGUGUACGCUUUGCUACGAUAGCGAAUUCGUCGGGUGCAACUAGCUGCAAUACACCGAAUUAGUGUGCAGCGCAGGCCUAGAGUCUCGGCUAGGAUCUUGUGUAUAGUUUGUGUCUAUCAUUAGAUCGAGGCUGGCCAGUGAAAUUCAAUGAUCAUGUUAACAACGGAUAUGGAUGUCUUUCUUAUUUCUAAACUUGAAUGACACCUCUUCAUACGUCUAUCUGUGAUUCAUUCAUUUAAUUUGCCAUUGAAAAAAAAAGUUCCAAUAUGUCUGAAGAACAAGCAAAUGAACCUGCUCCAACAGAAGAAGUUGAUGAAUCCCAGCAAACAGAAGGACAAGAACAGGAAACCGGUCAAGAAGUAUCAGAGCAAUUGCCCACAACUACAACUCAAGAAGAUGGCAAAGACACUCAAGAAAAUGCUGUCGAAUCUGAACAAGUCAGGGACGAUCCAGGAGAGAAGCCAGAGGAGGUUCCUAGUGGUGAUAAUAAAGGAGAAAAGGUUCAGGGUGAUGCUGGAGAGGCAGUUGGUACAGAAGAAGAGAAAACUGAAGAAUUAGGAGAUGAUGCCCCAAAUGUGGAUACUCCAACUGAAGAUGCUGAUUCAUCUGCUGCUGAAGGAUAUACAGCCGAGCAAGGAGGUCACGGAGGUCAAAAUGGUCAGCAGGAAGGUCAAGAAGGUGCUCCAGAUGAAGCAGAGCAAGAUCAGCCUACUGACAGCGCAGAAGCAGUCGAAGAUGAUGAACAACCUGCCGAAGGCACUCAAGAAGAAGCAGGAUCUGGCCAGCAGCAGACAGAGGAAGAGGUUGCUCGAGUCACGGGGGAUAUGGGCAUGGCCACAGAGGAGACUGGAGACACCCAUGAGACGGAUCCACAUGCUUCUUCGCCUCAACCAGAUGCAGAUAUGAUGGUCAAUGCUACAGCAACAGUGAAAUUUGUGCUGAUGCCCAGUGGACAGGUUACAACCAUGGCAUGUGCUUUGGGACAAACCAUGCACGAGUUGAAAGAGCAUCUGGCUAGUGAAUUGAGAAUGCCAGCAGACAAGCUUGUCUUCAUGUUUGAUGGUGCUGAUGUAGGUGCAGACAUGACCUUGGCUUCCAUCGGUGUAGGACCCAACGGAGCUGUGCAGCUAGAGAUCUCUUCGUCAGAUCCUGUCAAUGUCCCGUUGAGGGCGCCCAAACCUAAGCCUGAAUAUAACAUGCCUGACAUCAUCACCACAAGAAUAGAAAGAGAGGAUGGGACUGUUGAUGACGUAGUAGUAGAGAUCGAGCGCACCACCAGGCGCAAACCCUUCAUGGGUGGGUUCCGUCACCGGCUUACAGGAGUGGAGUUUCACAACGCAUCGGCACAAACCAAAGGAAGAGUGCGUACAGACGAUGGAAUAACGAGGUUCUGUCGAGACACCCAGACCGUAUCGGCGAAGAACAGAAUCCAGCAGACCACACUGGAUACCUCUACACAGAUGACAACCAUCGGAUGCUACAUGUCCAACAUGACUGACAAACUUGUAGUACCGGGCAGAUAUGAGACUGCAGAUGAAUACCACAGUAAACGACUGGAAAAGGUCAUCAUCUUGCAGUCGUACUUCCGUCGAUGGCAGGCCAACAAUACCGUGGUGCAGCUCAAGGAGGACAUGGUCAAGAGGCGCGAGUGGGAGCGCCGGGAGGAGAUGCGUAAGAUCAAGGAGAAAGAAGAGCGCAUCAGGCAAGAGUUUGAGCGACGCAUGAAUCCACGUACAAAGGAGGACUUUGAUCUCCUUUACCAUGCUUUAGAAAAAUGGAGGCAGGAAGAACUGUCACAAAUUGACGAAACAACGGGGGGUGCACAACGGAAAGCUGCCCUCUGUCACUUGUUGGAUCAAGAGACCCAGCUGAUUGCAGCUAUAGGUAGACACAAGCUGGAAGCAGACACUGAGAACAAGCAGAGGUCUAUCCAGAACUUUCUUGAUAAGGCUGCUGCUCCAAGGCGAUGGAAGGCAUUCGAUGGGAAGUACACCGAGAUGGAUACAGCCUAUACAAUCCGAGCCAGGGAACUCAAAGAUAUCUACAACAGUCUCAAUAUGAAGUACCUGACCCAGGACGAGAGGCUAGAUGUCUUACUCACCCUCAAACACACAGUCAAGGAGCAUGACUGUAAGCUGACGCAGGAGAUCAUCCAGCUGAUUGAUCGCGAGGCUGAUCUCUUGAUGAGAGGCGUGAGGGAGUCCAACCUCGAAGGACUGCGUAAGAGAAUUGCCACUCUCUUCCUGCAGUACGUCAAGACACCCACCUUCAAUGCAGAGGCAGCUAGAUUACUCAAGGUACCACAGGACCCAUCCACGCUGCGCAAGAACAUCUACUUCUGCCCGAGCUGCAGCAGCUACCUGCCGUCCACUGAGUUCCAGCUGGCCUCCAACUCCUCCGGCGUUGGGCGGUGCAGACGCUGUACCAAGCUGGACAACGAUGCCAGGACCAGGCAGGACUACAGUCACUUCCGCUUCAUGCUCAAGGGACUGCGCAAGUCAGAGGAGGCCAUGGGAGACGGCUCAAGGAUUGCUUUCCUAUUGCAGGAGGCUGACCUGCGCUAUUUGGUGGUUGAUAUCUGGAACACCCAGAGUGCCCUCAGCUCCUGGGAGGAUCUCUAUGAUCUGGUAUUGGUCCGUUGGGAUAAGGAUGAGGAAUGGUCUCCGUGGAAUUGCAUCCUCCUCACCAAGGAUGAGGCCAAAGCUCAUUCACAGAUUGAUGACCUGGAUAAGGCCUAUGGACGUGUCUUCUGCCACAAGAUCAAGACCAAGCACACUCGGGCUCGUAACUACUUCUCCCGUUUGCCCGGCAUGGCUGAGGUAAUGCAUGAAACAGCAGCCAAGAAGAGCCACCAGGAGAAGAGCAUAUCGAAUAGACCUGCGCUUACGCUCCAAGCAUAGUCUCAACUUGAUUGCUUGGGUGCAUCUAAGGCCUAAAAAAGAAGAUGUUGUAUUGCCUUUUGCGACCGACCCCAAAAUAUUGAAAUCUAGGGUCGGCUUUUUUAAUUUUUAAUUUUUUUUUUUU